Messenger RNA from Aspergillus puulaauensis, 1647 nucleotides. RefSeq lists its product as uncharacterized. The transcript is spliced from 5 exons. Gene Ontology annotation, cellular component: membrane. Gene Ontology annotation, biological process: carbohydrate transport; transmembrane transport. Gene Ontology annotation, molecular function: carbohydrate:proton symporter activity. The record is from RefSeq and is a predicted model, not a curated record. The coding region runs from base 1 to 1647 and encodes 548 amino acids. Lineage: Eukaryota; Fungi; Ascomycota; Eurotiomycetes; Eurotiales; Aspergillaceae.
AUGGCAUUAAAGAAUCUGUUCACCGAGUCAACCCUUGCGACAUACAUUAAGAAAGUGCGCGCAGCCCCCAGGCAGUUAGUAUGGAACAGACACUUGCUCCUCUCAACGCUGUGCUACGCCACCGCAUCGAUGCCCUUGACUUGGGAUCAAGGCUCAUCCGGCACCAUUCCCAUCCUGCCCGGCUUCCAGGACCACUUCGGCUUCGGGAAUAGUAACGCUGGCGAACUGCGGUAUUUCGUUUCGAUCCCCUUCGCCGGUGCUGGCGUUGGCGCUCUAUUGUCCCUUUUUAUCAACGAUCGUAUCGGACGGCUGUGGUCGUGGCGGUUAUACACGGCCAUCUGGAUCAUCGGACAGCUGGUGAUGUGCUUCACCCCUACCUUAGGAGGCCUAUGGGUAGCCAGAGUUAUCUGUGGAUUAGGGAUCGGCCCAUUAACCGUCGUCGGCACUAUGUCUAUCGUUGAGAUUGCCCCUACUGAAAUCCGAGGCCUACUGGCGGUCUGGUUCAGUGUCCUGAUGUGUAUAUCCGGCGUGGUAUCCAUCUUCACGGUAUUAGGAGCAUACGUCCACAUCCCAACCAGCCGGCUGCAGUACCAGGUUGUAUGGUUCUCGCCAUGCGUGUUCUUUGCCCUGCUUAUCGGCGCAAGCUUCCUCCUGUGUGAAUCGCCUCGCUGGCUAUGGCUAGUUGGCCGCCACGACGAGGCGAUAGAAACAUUAGUUCUGUUACGUGGACUCCCAGCCGACCACCCCCGAGUCACUUCGGAGCUAGAGGAGAUCAAGAACGCAAUUGAACGAGAAACUACACAUUACGACGCCGGUACUUCGAGACUACUCGGUAACUUCAAAGAGACCUUCACUGUUCGCUCGAACCUGCGGCGCGUACAGCAGACGCUUAUCUCGUAUGCUCUGGCCCAGAUAUCCGGCGCGAAUUCGAUUACGUCUUAUUUCAUCCCGAUUCUGAAUCUCCUUGGUGAGGCGGGAGGAACGACCCAUAGUCUCUUCAUGAGUGGCAUGUAUAGCACGUCGAAGGUUUUCUUUACCCUGAUUGCCUCGUUGCUCCUUAUCGAUGCGCUGGGGAGACGGGGAUCGUUGUUCCUAGGCGCCUUCUUGCAGAUGGUCUCGGAUAUAUAUCUGGCUGUAUAUCUUAAGUAUGAACAGGCAGGGAAUGUCAAUAUGACCAUGUCCGAGGCGGCCAUUGGAAUGUUAUUCGUCCACGCACUCGGAUAUGCAAUUGGACUCUUCGUCCUCCCAUACGUAUUUGGGGGAGAACUCUGGCCGAAUCGCAUCCGAUCAUUUGGCGGCGCCAUUAGUCAAAGCUUCCACUGGCUGUUCUUCUUCGCCAUGAACUUCGCACUCCCAUCCCUCCUCACAGCCACAAAUAACUGGGGCGCUUUCCUAUUUUUCGCCGCGUGCUGCCUUAUUGCGAUUAUCUAUGUGUUCUUCAUGGUCCCUGAAACUUCGGGACUUAGUGUCGAGGAACUGGAUGCGCUGUUUGAGGGAUCGUGGUUUAAUGCGUAUAAGUACACCAGGAAGCGUAAUCAGAACCGCAUUUUACUUGAAGGGACGGAUCUUGAGCGUCAUGACCAGGAGGGGGAUCACGGCAGUUCAGAGUGGAAGCGACGGUCGAGCGACGGAGACAAUCUGAAGUAG